Messenger RNA from Adineta ricciae, 3510 nucleotides. The record is from the annotation of a GenBank genome assembly. NCBI's taxonomy places the organism in Eukaryota, Metazoa, Rotifera, Eurotatoria, Adinetida, Adinetidae.
AUGCAUCAUCAAAGUUCUGAACAAUGUCGAAUUUUUGAUGGACAUUUCGAUGAUGAUAUGAUUGCAUUCGAUGACGCAACAUCUGCACCGAUAGGUCUCAUAUCAGCAUCAAAUUAUGCGACGAAACUUCUGGAGAAAUUCUCGGCAAUGCGUAAUAAACCUGAACUGUGUGAUUUUCGCAUUGAUGUAAAUAAUAAACAAUUCCGUUGUCAUAAAUUCUUGUUAAUGGCAACAUCAGAUUACUUCAAAACUAUGUUCAAUGGUAACAUGUGCGAAAGUCAAUCAGAUCAUGUUGAACUGAAAGAUUUUGAACGUUCAUCGAAUGGAAUUGAAGCAAUGAUAGAUUUCUGUUAUUCCGGUUCGUUGUUAAUCACAUUUGACAAUAUUGAUGAAUUAUUACAUGCUGCAACACAUCUGCAAAUCUUCGAUGCGAUCAAUUUAUGUUGUCAAUUUCUCAUCGAAUCGUGUUCAAUUAAAAAUUGCAUCGAUAUUUACAAAAUAUCUGAUUUCUACUCACUCGAUAAUGUUCUAUUCGUUAUCAAAACAUUCAUCUCAAGAAAUUUCGUUCUCUUGAUGAUUCAAGCUCCAGAUCAGUUCGAACAGUUGACCUACGAGCAGAUAUCCGACGAAUUAUCACGCGAUACGUUAGAAAUGCAUAAUUGUAAUGAACAUGAUCUCUUUGUAAUGACGUGUGCAUGGAUUGAAGCCAAUCGAGCCGAAAGAGAUCGAUAUGCUGCUGAUUUAUUUCAACUGAUACGCUUUAUGCUAAUGACGCCAGAACAAUUAUGUGAUUCUGUGCGAGAUCAUGAAUUGAUUAAAUGUAAUGAACAAUCAAGGAUCUUGGUGCAGAAUGCUCUUUGUUACUAUGCGUUACCCAACCGACAGCCGUUAUUGAAUGAUAAACAGUGUCAAAUACGAAAUGAACCCGUCCUUGUGGCUGUCGGAGAAGUUGAAUUGUUUACUUUGAAUACUGUUGCAGAGAAAUGGGAAACGCUUUGUCAAGCGCCACUCGAAGAAAAUUAUCCUUAUCCAUUCAGUGCAAUAACUGUAAAUAAUUACUUAUACGUACUUGGCACACGCCGUUCGUCAUCUGAAGAGUAUAAAUCAUGUUAUCGUUUUUCAGCACGUACAUGUGAAUGGACUAAAUUACAAAAUCUUUUACAUGAUCGCUCGCGAUUUGCUGCUGCUUACGUUGAUUCCUAUAUUUACAUUAUGGGCGGUUUUGAAGGAUUCAAACGAACGACACGUGUGUAUGUGAAUACAAUCGAGCGGUAUUCAAUUGAAGAUGAUCAAUGGGAAUCGUUUUCAACGGACGGUCCACAACUUUCUUCGCUUGCUGCAUGUGCACAUGGAGAAUCGAUUUUUCUUGGAGGAGGAAAAAACGGACAAUGGUCUAAAAUCGCUGACUUUUACUGCUUUUCCAUCGAGAAACGUCAGUUGGAAAAACGUUCACCAAUGUUGAACGCUCGUACUACCCAUGCAUUCCAUCUCUUUGACGGCAAAAUUCUCGCCAUCGGAGGAUUUGACGAUGAUGGAAAUGGCAUGUUAUCAAUCGAAAGUUACGACAUUCACGCCGAUCAAUGGACAAUUCUAACGUCGAUUCCAGGCGCUGUUUCUAAAACAUGGCCACAAUCAUUGGGCACUGUCGGUCGAUACAUUUACAUAUCAGUCUUCCAUACAUCGAAUUCGUUCAUUGUUAUGCAAGAAGAUAAUUUCAUUUUGUCUUAUGAUGUUUAUUCUUCUUUUAUUUCCGUCCUUGAAUUUUGUGUUUUUAUCGAGAUAAUAUUAUGGAUAAUCAUUCGUCUCUUAAGUAUUAUUGAAGACGUUUCCACAUCGCCGCCUAAUACCAAUGGUAACCUAUCCCCAUCGUCGAACACAUCAUUAGAUGUUUCAGCAAAUCAAAUAUCAUUUCCUUGUUGUAUAUUUCGUUGCAAACCAAACUCUCAUCCGUUCCAAGAACGAUGCAUUCCAUUACACGAACAGGUGAAAGUAGGACGUGCAGUUGCUCGACUCAAAGCUCUUCCGAACAAUGCCAUUUUCGAUUGCAAAGUCUUAUCACGACAACAUGCCAAACUCUGGUAUGAAAACGGCAAGUUUUUACUCCAAGACACCAAAAGUUCAAAUGGUACAUUUGUGAACAAUGAGCGAUUAGGGAAAUGUAAUGAAGAAAGUCCACCAUUUGAAAUCUUCUCCGACGACAUCGUUCAAUUCGGUGUUGACGUCACGGAAAAUAAUCGAAAAACAACUCAUAACUGUAUCAUCAUGGAAGUCAAACUCUUUCACGCCGAUGGCAGUGAAGCUUUACCUCGCAGCGCUAAUGGCCAAUCGUUAGCACAAAUCAAAGAAUUGGAUAUCAAUACUCAAACUUUAUAUCAACUAGCACAAUACAUUCAAGAGGCUAUGAAUCGUGAACAAAUGUUAGAACAAAAACUUGAAUUUCUUCAGGGUGUGCUACGUAAUGCCCAACAAACAUCGAAUGAUAGUUGGCAAGCGAUCAUUAACGAAGAUCGUCUUCUCGCACGAAUCAAUUCACUUGAAGAUCAACUACGAAUUUAUCGUACUAAGCAUCCAAAUGAUGAGUCGAUCAAACAAGAAUUAGUUCGAUUAACGGAGUCACAUAUGAAAUUCGAAGAAGAAUCAAAAAUGAAACUAGAGAAAGCCUUGCUCGAAUGUGCCGAUAGUAAUAGUCGGAGUAAAGCAUUCAAGUGCGCGUUACAGAUUGCUCAAGAUGAACUAAAACGUUUUGAACAAGACAAUCAACAGCAUAAACAAGAUAUUCAACAACUUGUUCAGUCUGUUGAUGAACAACGUUCAAUGAUAGCAGACUUAGAAACGAAAUUAGCAGAUUCUCAAACACGAUGUACGGAGAUCGAAAAUGAAAAACAACGAAUUCAAUCAGAUUUCGAUGAAUACUAUCAACGAACACAACAUCUAGAAGAAUUACAGCAGAAAUCUCUUCAUCAUGAAAUUAACAACCAUAAUCAGCCUGAUUUACAGUCUUCCUCGAUCAGUCCCCUCAUGGAAAAGAACGAUUCCGUUGAAAUUCCCAUCAUGAAAGAAAACGGAGAACAUGAAGAAAUACAUCGUCCAACGAUGAUCCCAUCCAAUCAAAUCGAGUCAGUUGUGAACCAUAAUCACAAGGAUGAACAGAGCAAUGACUUGAUCGAAGCACAAAAACAAAUUCUUUUACUUCGCGAACAAUUAAACGAAGCCAAUGAACAUUUGACGUCUACCGAAGAUUCGUAUCGCAACGAGCAAGAACAACAUCGUACGUUGCAAAGUGAACAUGAUAAAACACGUGAUGAAUUAGUUGAAUUAAAACGUCGUCUAAAUCAAGAAAAGAAUGAUAAUCAUGAACUAGUUCAAGAACAACGAACUCAACUUGAUCAAUUAUCCAAGUCCAUUCUAUCAAAGCAAACUGAGCAUGAUCAAUUACUUCGUGUUUAUCUAUGUUUUUUUCUUUUCUAUUAUUUGUUCAUAUUUUUUCUCUUCUUUUCUCUUCUAUCAUGA